This is a messenger RNA of Colletotrichum spaethianum, 1026 nucleotides long. Its product is annotated as putative calcium-binding protein. The record is from RefSeq and is a predicted model, not a curated record. Lineage: Eukaryota; Fungi; Ascomycota; Sordariomycetes; Glomerellales; Glomerellaceae. The transcript is spliced from 2 exons. Gene Ontology annotation, cellular component: endoplasmic reticulum membrane. Gene Ontology annotation, biological process: CAAX-box protein processing. Bases 1 to 1026 code for a protein of 341 amino acids. Gene Ontology annotation, molecular function: metalloendopeptidase activity.
AUGUCUUCCGCCAGCACGUUCGGCUUCGGGCCCGGCGCCGGCCCUUCCGACGCGCAACCGGCGUCACUGCAACCUCUCACGGCAUGCGCAAUGCUGGUCGUCUACACUGCCAUCUACGUGCUGCCUCUGUACAUCUCACCCGCCAGCCGGCCCUCACCAAGGCUUUCUCGAGAUGACCCCGCCGUUAUCCGCACCCGCAUCACUUCCGUCCUGUUCUCCACCGCAUUAUGCUCUGCCUUGACCUAUGUCAUCCUGGCUCGCCUCCCAGACGGCGCUCUGCCUUUCGGCCCUCUUCAUGCCAUGGGAUACUGGCCGCUGGGCAUCCUCGAGUCUGCCGCAUGUCUGGCUCUCACCGCAACGCUGUUCGCUGCUCCCCUUUACGAGAUUCUCCUCAUUGACGGCGUCUGGGAAGACUGGCGGGCAUUUGACCCCAUGGUGCGCAUCUGGACCCAGUGGACGACCUGGCGAAACAUUGUCAUGGUAUGUCGCAUCUCCCUCGUGGCCCUCGGUCGGUCCUGUCUGAAAACUAACGUGGAUCUCAAGGGGCCUCUGACCGAAGAGAUGCUGUUCCGCUCCGCCUCGGUCCCGUUGCUCCUCUGCGCUCACAUGUCGCUGACCCAGACCAUCUUCUUGUCUCCCAUCAUCUUUGGUCUCGCCCAUGUCCACCACUUCUACGAGUUCCGCAUCACUCACCCCAAGGUGCCCCUAGUAGCUGCCAUUGCCCGCUCUGUCAUCCAAUUCGGUUACACGUCUCUUUUCGGCGCUUACGCCACGUUCCUGUUCCUGCGGUCGGGGAGCUUGCUGGCCAUCGUGUUGGUACACGCAUUCUGCAACGCGAUGGGUCUCCCUCGUUUCUGGGGAGCCGUCGAACCCUACUGGCACGCGCAUGGACACUAUACGCAAGCUGAUAGUCGGAAGUGGACUUUUGUUUACUAUGUACUUCUGUUUGCCGGUGCCUUCUCUUGGUGGAAAGGCCUGCUGCCCCUGACGGAGAGUUCGAUGGCCCUGGUGCCGCGGCGCGGUUGA